Molecule: messenger RNA, 1652 nt
Organism: Cyprinodon variegatus (sheepshead minnow)
Lineage: Eukaryota; Metazoa; Chordata; Actinopteri; Cyprinodontiformes; Cyprinodontidae
Exons: 4
Biological process (GO): Notch signaling pathway; protein ubiquitination
Source: RefSeq, a predicted model, not a curated record
UUGCCAAUGAACUUCAGAAACUACAGGGUGAAACAUUAAUGAAAGAUGGGACAGAAGUCACCAUUCUUUCAGUCAGUUUUGGAGCACCGAAGAUGGAUGCACAAACUGCAGAUGGUGCUUCAGCAAAUACUGCUCCUCCAGCAGCUUUAAAAAGCUCCAAACCUUCAGUGUCAGAGCAGACAGUGGUGGAGAUGCAGACAGAAGAACAGAUGGAUGUGGGAGGAAAUGCUCCUAGAGACCAUAGAAAGAAAUCUAUGGAAUGUGUUGUCCCAGUGGCUCAUUACUGGUAUGUGAGCCAGAUCUACAAAGAUGAAAUCAGACGCAUAGAGAAAGAAACUAAAGUUAGCAUAAUGCCAACUGUCACUGUGGCAUUUAACACUGAACAUGAAGGUGGGAAUCCAAGUGAGGCUCUCAACAGGUUUGCAGAUCUCGUCCAAAAUUGUUUGUCUGAUUCCACUUCCUCAGUUAUUCCUCUGAAGUCUGUAGAUCCUAAUCGGUGGGGUGAUGCACUGAAAGUCAUUAAUAACAAUGACAGCAAGCUUUUAGUCACCAUGUCCUCUGAGGAAAUGACUUUCUGUGGGCCACAGCUUUAUAAAAAUUUUCUCAGUUCAACUUUAAAUGCAUCACAGAAUUUCAACUCUCCUGAAGAGCCAGCUAGGUCAGCAAGAUCUCAAAACUUAAACGAAGAGCUCCGCCUGAAAAUCAAAAUGACAAUCAAAGAUAAUCUGACCGAUACAGGACUAACCAUAGCUGAGAACUCAUGGAAACGCUUCAUCUCUUCCUAUGAUAACAAACUUGCAAAGAUCAAAGCUAAGUUCAAUGUGGACUUUAACGUAUCCACCAUCAGUGGGGGCAAAGUUAAUGUCAAAGCGUUCUACAAGAGACCUGGAGAAAACCCAGCCAUGGAGAGCCAUGCUGUCAGAGCUCUGCUGCGUCUGUACCAGAAGAUUAUGAUGUCACCCAUCAAGCAGCCUCCACCUUAUGGUGCCACUGGGCUCAGUGGUUCUGAAGAGGCUUCCAGCAGAGCUAGACUGAACGGUCAUUCAACACAGAACAGCAAAGAAUCAGCUAGAGGGGGCGCUACAGGUGACAGCAAAGAUGACCAAUGCUGUAUAUGCAUGUCUGAAUUUACUAAUAAGCAACAGCUGAAGUGUAAGCAUGCAUUCUGCAAAGACUGCCUGCAAAAGGCAGUGCAGCACAGUGGACCAAUCUGUCCUAUAUGCAAAGAUGUGUUUGGUUUGGUCAAGGGAAACCAACCUGAUGGAACAAUGAAAUGGAAAAAACAUAAAUAUAUAGACCUCCCUGGAUUCCCAGGCUGUGGCCACAUAGAGAUCACCUACAAUAUCCCUACAGGAUUACAGAAGAAAAAUCAUCCCAACCCUGGACAGUACUUUGCAGGAACCACUAGAACAGCAUAUCUUCCAGGCAACAAGGAGGGGAAUGAAGUUCUGCACCUGCUGGAAAAAGCCUUUGAGCACAAGCUGAUUUUCGCUGUUGGAGCUUCUAGGUUAUCAGGUUGGGAGAAUAGAGUGACCUGGAAUGAUAUCCAUCACAAGACAUCCAUGACAGGAGGACCAGAGUGUUAUGGAUAUCCUGAUGAGACCUACCUGAGCAGAGUCAAGGAGGAGCUGAAAGCUAAAGGCAUUGAGUGA